AUGAACAAUGAAAUGAAUGUUUCCUACAUUUUUCUGGAUGGGUAUGUGGAAAUGAGCAAAUACAAAUAUGCUUACUUUCUUCUGAUGUUCUCGGCCUACAUCCUAAUCAUAUGCAGUAACUCGACUAUCGUGUACCUCAUCUGGGUGAACAAAAACCUCCAUGAGCCAAUGUAUGUCUUCAUCGCUGCUUUGCUGGUGAAUUGUGUCUUUUACAGUAGCACCACUUACCCGAAGCUUUUGAUCGACCUCUUGUCUGAAAAGCAGAGAAUAACCUACGAAGCCUGCCUCCUUCAGUUUUACUUCUUUUACUUCGUGGGUCCGGCGGAGUUCUUUCUGUUAGCGGUCAUGUCUUAUGAUCGGUAUGUGUCUAUAUGCAAGCCUCUGCUUUAUCCAACAAUUAUGACAAACACCACGGUCACCAUCUUCCUGGUUCUCUCCUGGUUUGUUCCUGCUUGCCACGCAUCAAUUCCACUAAUAAUGCUCAGCAGCACCAAAGUUAAACUCUGCAGCUUUAACAUCAGAGGGAUAUUUUGCAACAAUGCAGUCUACACGCUUCAGUGCGUGAUGCCGAGAUCUCUUGCCAUAUUUGGUGUGUUUGCCAUUCUAGAUAUUGUAAUCCUUCCUAUACUUUUCAUCCUGUUCUCCUAUACAAAGAUCCUGAUCAUUUCUUACAGAAGCAGCAAAGAGGUCAGGAGAAAAGCAGCUGAGACCUGCCUGCCCCACUUGCUGGUGUUGUUCAGCCUGACUUUGUUGAGCGUUUACGACAUAUGCAUUGUGCGCAUGGACUCGGACUUCUCAAAAACGGCCCGUUUCAUCAUGACGCUGCAGAUUGUUCUGUAUCACCCUUUGUUUAAUCCGUUUAUAUACGGGUUUAAAAUGAAGGAGAUUUACAAACACCUGAAGCGGUUGUUCUGGCAGGUAAAGGUUGUCGUGAGUAAAAAUCAGCAGUAA
This is a messenger RNA of Gambusia affinis (western mosquitofish), 951 nucleotides long. RefSeq names its product olfactory receptor 6N2-like. The record is from RefSeq and is a predicted model, not a curated record. The coding region runs from base 1 to 951 and encodes 316 amino acids. Gene Ontology annotation, biological process: G protein-coupled receptor signaling pathway. Gene Ontology annotation, cellular component: membrane. The transcript has a single exon. Gene Ontology annotation, molecular function: G protein-coupled receptor activity; olfactory receptor activity. NCBI's taxonomy places the organism in Eukaryota, Metazoa, Chordata, Actinopteri, Cyprinodontiformes, Poeciliidae.